This is a messenger RNA of Punica granatum (pomegranate), 1256 nucleotides long. The record is from RefSeq and is a predicted model, not a curated record. NCBI's taxonomy places the organism in Eukaryota, Viridiplantae, Streptophyta, Magnoliopsida, Myrtales, Lythraceae.
ACUUUGGGAUAUUAUUAAUUAAUCAGCGUGAUCAUCAGUUGGCCUUAGAGCAUAAAAGGUCCAGUCAAAUGAAGAAGAAGAAGCUCAAUAUUAAAUCCCUGAACGAUUUGACUGGGAAUACAUAAAUAUAUCAAUAUAUAUCUCGUAAGUCAAUGAGUCAAUAUAGUUAAUUUCCCCUUUGUGACCGUAAACAUUUUCAAGUAGGAUUAAUCAUCCCUAUAAAUUGUUUCACCGGCAGCAUCCGUGAUAUCUGACCCAACCGAACCGAUCGAUAUGGAAAGAAUGCUUUAUGAUUUCCUUAAGAAACCGAUCCUACCCUUCUUUCUUCUUGUCCUCCUCCUGAGCUUGGCUCACGAUGCAUCGCCAAAGACGUUGGAGCCUACCCCAAGUACAAGGCAUCACUUUGUCCUCGUGCACGGGUCCUGCCAUGGCGGGUGGUCAUGGUACAAGCUGGUCAGGCUAUUGAGAUCCUCGGGCCACGAGGUCACGGCACUGGACCUGGCUGCUUCUGGGGUUGACCCGCGACAGGCCAGCUCCCUGAAGUCAAUUUCCGACUAUUUUGAGCCACUGACGGAGUUGAUGAUGUCCCUCAACUCGAGCCAGAGGGUGGUCCUCGUCGGGCACAGCCUGGGUGGCCUGGCCAUCUCCCAGGCCAUGGAGAGGUUUCCUCGUAAGAUCUCUGUGGCUGUUUUCGUCACUGCCCCAAUGCCCGGCCCUUCCCUCAACGUCUCCAUCCUCAAUAAUGAGUCACUGAGGAGAUCGGGGCCGGUGCUAGACAGCCGCUACACCUACGACAAUGGGCCCAAUAAUCCGCCGACCACUUUCAUCUUCGGCCCAAUUCAUUUAGCAACGCGAGUUUACCAACUCAGCCCCAUCGAGGACUGGACCCUGGCAGCCACACUGAUGAGGCCACUGCGCCUAUUCAGCGACAAAGAUAUGUCGAGGGAAAUAGCACUGUCGGAAGAGCGGUAUGGGACCGUGUCCAAGGUUUUCAUACAGUCGGAGGGAGAUCGGCUGACCCCGAACGAUCUCGUGGAGUGGAUGCUUGAGAGGAACCCUCCUAACGAGGUGCUGAAGAUCAAGGGAUCGGAUCACAUGGUCAUGAUGUCAAGGCCAUUGGAGCUCUGCUCCCAUCUUCUCAACGUAUCUAGGAAGUAUUCAUGAAUAAUUCACGCAUAAUUCCCUUCUUUUGUCGACUAUUCGAGAAAUGGUCUUCUCAAAUAAUUUGAAAUAAGAAUGGCUAUAUAUUGCAGUAA